GUGUUUAGUCACAUCACUAGUUAAUCUCAUGUGCGCGAGGCCGAAUCCUUUUCGCUUUGUGCGUUAUAAUUUUUAUAAUAUUUUAGCCUGCGGCUAGUUUUUUUUACUACGACUUGAAUAAGAAAUGACCGCUGAAAACGAACGCGAAAUAUUUCACAAGUUAGAAGCCAUGAAGGAGAUUAGGAAUAAGACGAUCACCCUGGAGCGCCUAAAGCGGAGCAUCCUCACCGAGGUCCGCUCCGGAGACGCCGAGGGCCGCUGCCUGGCGCAGUACAAGCGUGAGAUGGAGCUCCUGCAGCAGGAGAAGAUGAGCCAUGUGGAGGAGCUACGACAGAUUCAUGCUGACAUUAAUGCGAUGGAAACAGUGAUAAAACAGACAGAAGAGUCGAUGUCCCGGAAGUUGUCAGCGGCGUCCCGACUCCACGAGGACUAUCGACCGUUGAAAGCGGAAGUGGAUCUCCUACGGCGGCAGUGCUUAGGGCUGGAGCGACUUCCGGAGUUGCAUGAGGAGGAGGGCAGCCCCGUCACACCAGACCGCUUCCCCUUGCUGUCGGCCCCGGCGGCGCGGCCGGUGCCGUUCCUGGCGCCGGCGCCGGUGCGCAAGCCGCCGCCGCCGCCGCCCGCGUUCAGGUCUGCUCUCGACCAAGAUUUCCUUACCGUCUCGCUGAGGCAACAGCCCCCGCCGAUGAAGUCCUGCCUAUCCUGCCACCAGCAGAUCCACCGCAACGCGCCGAUCUGCCCGCUCUGCAAGGCCAAGUCUCGCUCGCGUAACCCUAAGAAGCCUAAGAAGAAAUAGUCGAACGAUACAUGUCGUUAGUGUUUGCCAGAUUUUGUUUAUUAUAGUCCUGGAGUGAGCCAAAAAUAUGUGCGGUCAAGUUUAUAUAGUCGACUCGAACAAAUAAUAAGGAUCUUAUGCAUUUAUUUACAGCUCGAAAUAUCCGAAAAGCAUUGGGAAGAAGUCUAUUUCAUGUUUAUUUAUCGAAUGAUACUAUAUGUAACAUGUCAGUACAGAUGUACUGCAUGAUUAUUUUUACUUACUUAACUUACUAACGGGACUUGUUAUUUCAGUCAGUCUCGGUCUUAGAGCAUUUAUUAACUGGAGUGGCCAUUAAGAGCUUACCCCUCUGCCGAAAAACUUGCAUAAUUGUGCAAACUUUUGUAUGGACUGACAUGGCUAUUUGUACGUUACGUACGAUUCACGUAGAAAUAGCAAUACAUUUGACGUCCCCUCCCCCGCAAAAAUUGGCCGACUGUUUCGUAAAGAAAAUGACAGCAAUGACAUCUCCAGUUACUAAAUGCUCUAAGGUCUCGGUACAAAAAAUACUGACAUUGACUGAACUAGCAUGACAAAUACGAACGUUUCCAAGAAUACGAUGCAAAACAAUUAUGCACUAACCCUCCUAUUCAUAAAACUUUACGGGCCUGAUUUAGUUAAAUUAUGUUUUAUCCCUUUCUUACAAAUACAUAACUCAAAAUGACAGAUAAAGACAAACGAGUAUUAGCUUAUUGAGAUUUGUAGCGCGUUUAUGAAUAAGGGGGUACAUCUGUAUAUACCGCAUUGUUAAAUCUUGUCAGAUUUAUUAAUAAAUUGCUAUUAUUUGUUUUGAUAGUAACUAAUCCCCCAUUAUUACACUUUACGAUAUGUUUUAGAGUCGAAUGCACAAUUUUUUUUUUUUUGUUAAGUUUUGAAGGAGAUUUCUUUUAUUCAUAUAAAACACGCACGAACUAUUGAACUUACGGUUAGAAUUUUAAUUGUGUGCGAUGGCCUACUGUUUGUAUUAUUCUUCUCCAACCUUUUUCCUUAAAAAACAUGCAUUCAUAUUAUAUGUAAAAAAUGCAUGCCAAGGAAUCACGAUUUUUUUUAAAUAUAAAUACGCAUACAUUUUUCAUGUAUUUUUCAACAAUUUCAAUGUGUGCCAAAUACAUAGUAGGAAAAGGGUAACAAAAUAUAUUUCGUUACAAAUUUCUAGCUGCUUGUCAAUUGGAGGACAUUCUGUUAUUAAUUACUUUAAAUUUGUAAACGUGAAGUUCUAAAUGUAUUAUUGAUUUUACUGCUUAGACCUGCAAUAUUAUAGGGCAUUGAAUGUCAAAAGUAGCGUUGUCCAAUCAAAAUACAUUGAAAUUGUGCCAAUAAUAUUGAUAAAACAUUGUAAACAUCCUUGUUUUCUAUAACGCAUGUAGAUUUUGUAAAUAGUUUUAUAGUGUAAGUGUAGGUUAGGCUAGUAUUAAAUUGUGGAGUCCAAGAGUGGUCUCUACAUAUAAACCAAUAAGCAAGGAUGUGGCCCUGACAUCAAUUCUCCCGUUUAAUUUUAUUUUAUUUCCAAUUAACUACUUUACUAUACUGCAAAACGUAAUUUAAGACCAAAAAAAGUAAGAACAUGUUGACACUUUUUACUAGCGCGUCUUGUAUUUAUGUAAAAAUAAGUAAAUAAAAGUACUUUUUUUAAUCGUAGGAGUAAAAUUACUAAUAAAUAAAUUAUCUUAGCGUGAUUAUUUAUCAAAAGGAAUUUACUAUUUUACAAACAAAUUAUUGCAGUGGCAACAUUGUCUUACUUAUUUUGGUCCUGAAUUACGUUUUGCAGUUUAGAUCUGAGAAAUUAUUCUUAAUAUUUUUCUUACUUACGAAUCUUAUGAUGUGUGUUUAGUCUAACUGCUUACGUGCCUAAGUCUAUAUAAAAGGAUGAAUAUAUAACAAGGACGUAGUUGUAACGGGAGAAUUAUUAGGGUUACCAUAUGUAGUCCUUGUUUUUGGAUACGUAUUGAUGUUAGGAUUUUAGUCAUCGAUCAGUCGCGCUCUGAUUUACCAGUAUUCCGUAUCGUUACUAUAAGCCGACUUGAUAUUGUCUACCAUGCCAAACAUUGCCAUUCUUGGUUGCCGUUCACACAUAUUACAAUUUAAAUAUAGCUAUUUGGCAAAGAAUCACAGCCAUGAGCCAGGAAAUGGCAAGCAAUUUUAUUUCUUUGAAAUGGAAAUACUGCGUAUUACCAUAGAGUAAUAUAAGUAAAGAAAGAGUGGUAACUCCAUACAUCAGUUUUCUUACCAGAACGCGCGUUAUUUCGUAGUCGACAUCUAGCUUCAAGUAGCGGAAUAUAUCAGUACUGCUAGUCGACAUAGUUGUCGCGGCGAACAAAAACUCUAAUGCUCAACAAUAUUCAGCUAAUAUUACAACCGGAUUACUCGAAACUCUAUUUUCAACUCCUUCUGCUUCUAAUAUUAGUUGUAAAUUGUUUUAGCAGUACAUCUUUCGUCAGUAGCGGCACUUGUGCCAUCUGGUGUCAAGUAGCGGUACUGAUAGUUCCACUACUUGACGUUAGAUGUCGGCUACGAAAUAACGCGCGUUUUGGUAAGAAAACUGAUGUAUGGAGUUACAACUGUUUCUUUACUUAUAUUACUCUAUGGUAUUACUCAUCGCACAAAUAGAAUUUCAUUUUAUAUUAUGAGAGGAUGUUAUGUAAAUGUAAAUGACUAUUAUAUAGAACAAACAAAUAACAUUUUCUAGAAUCUCAGGAUAUACCUCAGGCAUUAUUUUGCAUGUUGAAAAGUUGAUGUUUUCUUGCAUUAAAAACACGACAGUUGAGUGUAGGAAUUCUAGUCGAUUGACUACUUCGUUUUAUAAUAUAACUGUAUUUAACAACUAACGAUUACCAGCGAACAUAGAUACAUACAUAAUAAACUAAACAAUAAUAUAAUAUCCUACCUGCCCAGUUACAAUACAACAGCCAUAUUACAAUUUUCUUGUAAAUAGUAGCGUACAGCGCAUUGUGUAUAGCUAUGUUUUUACAAUAAAACGUUCAUAUGUGUCGA
Molecule: messenger RNA, 3805 nt
Organism: Cydia splendana
Lineage: Eukaryota; Metazoa; Arthropoda; Insecta; Lepidoptera; Tortricidae
Product: zinc finger C4H2 domain-containing protein
Exons: 5
Coding region: 125-796 (223 amino acids)
Biological process (GO): positive regulation of neuron differentiation
Cellular component (GO): nucleus
Source: RefSeq, a predicted model, not a curated record